Paramecium sonneborni is the source of this 2154-nucleotide messenger RNA. The record is from the annotation of a GenBank genome assembly. Lineage: Eukaryota; Ciliophora; Oligohymenophorea; Peniculida; Parameciidae.
AUUAGAGUAAAAUUAACUUUGAAAAGAGAGAAGAUAGUAAAUUUAAUAAGAAAGAUUGAUAUGUGAUAUAUAGAUAAGAGGUAGAGGAGGUAAAGUUAAGGAGCAUACUAAGAAGUGAUUAAUAAAAUGGAAUAGGAAUAUUAUUAACGAUAUUAUUAAUAUAAAUAAUUUUAUAGUUACUCGGAAUGAAUGAGUCAGACAAAGAGAAUAAGAACGGUAUCAGGCUCAAUAACAGAAGGAUAAUCGGGAAUUAUUAACUAAGUAUUGAAAUAUGUAAUUAAAUAGUUAAAACAUUGGGAGAAGGUACUUUUGGAAAGGUUAAGCUGGCCGUUCAUUUAAAAUCACAAGAAAAAGUUGCUAUUAAAAUAUUGGAGAAAGAGAGAAUAGUGGAAGUUGCAGAUGUAGAACGAGUUUCCAGAGAAAUACAUAUCUUGAAAUUGAUUAGACAUAAACAUGUUAUUCAAUUGUACGAAGUAUGCAGUUUCAUUAUUAUUAUAGAUAAUUGAAACACCAAAGCAUAUCUUUAUAGUGAUGGAAUUUGCAAAUGGAGGAGAACUCUUUGAAUACAUAGUCAAACAUUAACGACUUUAAGAAAUUGAGGCGUGCAAAUUUUAUUAGUAACUGAUAUCGGGUAUCGAAUAUUUGCACAAACUGUGUAUUGUUCAUAGAGAUCUGAAGCCAGAAAAUUUAUUAUUAGACUUCAACAAUUCAAUAAAGAUUGUUGAUUUUGGUUUAGGAAAUACUUAUAAAAAAGGGGAGUUAUUAAAAACUGCAUGUGGAAGUCCUUGUUAUGCAGCUCCAGAAAUGAUAGCUGGUUAGAAAUAUGAUUGUUUAAUGGUUGAUAUUUGGAGUAGUGGAGUAAUAUUAUUUGCUAGUAUUUGUGGAUAUUUGCCAUUUGAAGUAUAUAUAUAUAUUAUGUUUUAUUCUUGUAGGAUUAAAAUACUUCAGCUCUUUAUAAGAAAAUACUAAAUGGAGAAUACACUAUACCUAAAUUUGUAUCUAAUGAAGGAGCUAAUUUUAUAAAAGCAGUUCUAACAACUGAUCCAAAAAAGAGAAUAAGUGUUGAAUAAAUGAAAACACACCCUUGGUUCAAUUUGUAUUAAAGUUAAUCUAAAAUAUCUCCAGGAAUAAUUGUUGGAUAUAAUAGAAUGCCAAUAGAUGAGUCUGUUGUAGAUUCAUUAUCACUACAAGGUUAUGACAAAGAAUAUAUUAUUAAAUGUUUAGAUGCCAAUAAACAUAAUGAUGUUACUACUGCUUAUUAUUUAGCAUUAAAACGUAAUCUAAUUAAUGGAAUUCAAUCCAAAGCAGAUAUCAAUAGUUCUCUUUUUGAAGAAUCCUUAUUAGAACCAAAAUAACGACCAAAAAAACGUAUGAUCUAUCUACUAUGUCUCUCUAGCACCCAUUUCCAAUAUUGUUGCAACCUCCAUCUUUAAAUAAAACAGAUCUGGUUCUGUUUAAUAAAAUGGAUAAACUAAUAACAAUUCUUAAAACAGAGGCAAAAGUGUUCCAUAAGCCAUUAGUGAUGAUCAAACUUAAAUGCUUGUUAACUAUGCACACAAAAUGAAAUAUUAACCAAUCAAUCCUUAAUAGAAAUUUGCUAUACCAACAGAUGUUACAUAAAUCAUCUCACUUCAAUCUGUUGAUGACACUUUAGAAAGACCUAAAUCCAUUUCUUAUCAUGUACCAAAAAAAACACCUACUAAUCAUUAAUCUUCUGAACAUAAUAAAAGUAAAACUGCUGUCCAAAGAGAUUCUAUCUCACCAUAAUCUAAAACUAAAUAAAAGAAAAGUCUAUAAUCUAAAUAAGUUAAUUCCUCUUUUGAAUAUGUUAGUCUUAAUAAUUAUAAUACAAAACAAACUGAAGAAAGAAAAAAAAGUAGUUCAAAACAACCCAUUAAAGAUUUAUUUGAUUCAACCAAUUAUCAAAAAAAAUUAAUGAUAGAUUGUAAUCAAAAACCUACUAGUCAACUAUGGCAAUUAUAAAAUAAUUUUAGAUAGAACUCUAGAUUGUAUGAAAUCCCAACUUCGACCAAAACUAGCAAUUCUGUAAAUAAACGAUCAAAAGCAAUCAAAUAAGAAAAUAAUAAGAGUACUAAUCAAAAAAGUACUUUAAAUAAUAGUUUUAAUUUUGAUAAAAAAUCUUAUUAUAAUUGA